This is a messenger RNA of Clonostachys byssicola, 1380 nucleotides long. The record is from the annotation of a GenBank genome assembly. Lineage: Eukaryota; Fungi; Ascomycota; Sordariomycetes; Hypocreales; Bionectriaceae.
AUGCCCGGACCAAGGUCAAGAGGCUGUGCAAUAUGCAAGAUCCGGAAAAUAAAAGUGUGUGACCAGCAGUGGCCAACGUGUUCACCCUGUCGGCGGAAAGGGGCAACAUGCCCCGGACCAACACCGUUAGUCAGGCACAAUGCUACAGAUCGCGAGCCGAAUUCCGCAGAUGGAAAGAUCCGCCUCAACACGCCCCAGCCCGCGCCUAGCACUCUUGCCGAUCAUGUUGCGGCACAGCUUGUCCGUCAUCUGAAGACUGCCCCGGAUCGCGGCAUUGUCAUCCAGACCCGGUAUCUCAAGGACAUACCCAAACGCCUAUCCCAGCACCCAAGCCUGCGGGACACCAUCAGCUUGUUCUACACGGUCUGGGCCAAUCAUCGUCGUCAGAAACCUGCCGUCGAUUUCGUCAACCUGCCAGAAUACGGCAAAGCUAUCCGGAGUCUUCGUCUAGCCUUGUCGAGUGACCAGGCUUUCACGACGGAGACACUCGCGUCUGCGACGAUUCUCCAUCGCGCAGAGGAGGUGUUCAAUCCCAGCCGCCACAAGGUUCUCCAUCAACAAGGAAUCGCGAGUUUGGUGACCGCAGUUGGCAAGCCUAGGCCGAAUGACAAGUUUCAGGCACAACUCAUGGCGGAAAUAUACGUUAUCAUGGUCCCACACGCAGUUGCAACUGGUUGGACGAAUAAUCUAAACGAGCCUGACUGGAGGGCUUCCAUCGAGAAAAGUCUAUCGUACUGCAUACGGAACGAAGAGGCAAGGCCACAGUUCAAGUCAACCAUGCAUAAGUGCGAAGACAUGGUGAAUAGACUCCCAACAUUAGUCCAGAUGAUCCGGACUUCCGGUCCUGGUGUUACCUACGAAAGGAAAGCAGAAUUGAAGGAAGAAUUUCAACAGACGAUCAUGGAUAUGCAAGAAAGAAUCGCCGCCUUGGUGAGAAAGCUCAUCCAGGUGGGGGAGAUAACGGAAGAAAAGGACCCGAAAUCCAUUGCGGGCUCGAGCUACAGCUUCUCGAGCGUGACACUCGCCCAGAUAUUGCUCUCUAUGCAAAGUCUCCAUCUGGGAUUCUCCAGAAUGCUCUAUGACUGGAGCGUAGCGGAGCAGUUCCCGGAUACAGCCGCCCAGUAUCGGAAUCUAAAACAGCUCUGUGUUCACAUAUGGAAGCACAUUAGGUUCCUCCGCAGUCUCGAACCAUUCGUCGCAGCUGCAACGCCCCGCGGUCUCUAUUUCACGCUGGAGCUUGCAGAUGCGGAACAAAAGAGUCACCUGCUGGACCUGUUUGCAGAGAUUAACUGUUUCUUGAGAAGACUUUCUUCCGAUCGAGAAGAGAUGGAGAGACAAAUUCUAACACAAGUCAGACUUGUAACGGGUCGCAAGCCCUAG